UUUGACACGGUACGAUUCCUCCCCUCAAUGUACCAAUUGGUUAUAUCAAAAUGGACAAUCAAUUUUCACUGUUCUCCUAACGAACCUGUUUUAGCCCAAACCGGCCGGCCACGGCCCUAUAAAGGCAGCGAGCAGUUUGCAGAGACGCGGCUUCAAGCAGUUCCGGGGCACCUACCUAGCCAGCCGGCCACUGAACUUAGCUAGUCUAAUUCACUGCUCCUGAGCUUGGCACCGUACCCAGCAAGCGUAUAGUAGAGAGCAUGGCGGGCACAUCGUGGUCGUCGUCCUCGUCCUGCACGUCGUCGUUCGGGUCCCUUGACGACGAUGUCAUCGUCUGCGUCCUCAAGACCGACGAUGUGGGUGCCGCCGCCGCCGCCGCCGGGGAGGGAAGCGUCAAGUUCCUUUGCAGCUACGGCGGCAGGAUCCUGCCGCGCCACACCGACGGCGCGCUUCGCUAUGUCGGCGGCGACAACCGAGUCCUCUCCGUCGACCGUCCCCUCCAGUUCUACGAGCUGCAACGGAAACUAAGGGAGUUGUGCGGGUGGGAAGUGUGCCUGCGGUGCCAGCUGCCGACGGAGGACCUGGACGCGCUCAUCUCCGUGACGAGCGACGACGACCUCGCCAACCUGCUGGAGGAGUACGACGUGGCCAGCAAGGACUGCCUCCAGCCGCUCAAGAUCCGGGCGUUCCUCUUCCCGAGGACGCCGCCGUCCCUGCAACCGCGGUGCAGCCCGCCGUCCACCCCAGCGUUCGUGUCCAGGCCGUCGCCAUCGAACGCGCACCUCCGCCGGCAGAACACUUCCCCGGCCGCCGCUGCCCGCGUGUCUUCGUCACCGACGUGCGCGCCGCGGUGGUGGGCGGCGCCCCUGCACACCUUCCGCCCGGCGCGCGCGCACCAGCCUCAGCGCUACGACUGGCACGGCCCUGGUGAGGCGAGGCUGCAACGGUACCUCGUCCACAACGGCAGCCACUGGCAAUAACGGGACAUGAGCCGCUCUUCGUUCCCGACCACGGGAAGGACGGAGUGUACGGGAGGGCGCCGCGUCACGCAACGAGUGACAUGAAUAAGCUAGUGCUGUGGCGUGCGCGCAUGUGUUAUCCUGUGCACAAUUUAGAUGUAGACCGAUCUUCUUCUUUUUUUUUUGCAACACGAGAUGAGGUGUGCGGAUGGGUAUGGGAAACCACCAGAAAAAGGCAGUAGCGUUCCUCGAGUGGAGCGUUGAGCUAGUGGUGAUCCGCUCGGCUCGCUAGUGCGGGUGACGCCGAGGCGUUGCGUGCUCGCCUUCAUCGAUCUACAGGGUAUAGUAUUCAACUUGCGCUCUGGAGCGUUCCGAUC
This is a messenger RNA of Setaria italica (foxtail millet), 1336 nucleotides long. RefSeq lists its product as uncharacterized. The coding region runs from base 261 to 980 and encodes 239 amino acids. Lineage: Eukaryota; Viridiplantae; Streptophyta; Magnoliopsida; Poales; Poaceae. The record is from RefSeq and is a predicted model, not a curated record. Gene Ontology annotation, molecular function: protein binding. The transcript has 2 exons.